AUGAGCUACGAUCCCUACAUCUCCUACCGCCGCCCUUGGGACAGCUACAGGAGCUCCACGAGAUCCGCCACCAAAUCGUCAUCGAUGUCCUCAUCCCUCUUUCCUUCCUCACCGCGGGUGCCUCUGUCGGGGAAGAGGGUCCUGAGGCUGGCCUCCUCCACCCUGAUGGACGGCUCCGAGCGAAUGGACCUGGCCCAGGCCAGUUCCCUCAAUACAGAGCUGCUGGGCCUGCGUUCCCAGGAGAGGGAGCAGCUGGUGGACCUGAACGACCGCUUUGCCACCUACAUCGACAAGGUGAGGCAGCUGGAGCUGCAGAACCGGGCCCUCCUGGCAGAGCUGGAAGCGCUGAGGAAGCGGCAGAGCGACCCAUCGCGCUUACAGGUGGUCUACGAGGGGGAGGCGCGGAGCCUGAGGGCCCUGAUUGACUCAGAGAGUGGCGAGAAGAUGCGGAUGGAGGCAGAGAGGGACUACCUACACGAUGUGCAUGAGCAGCUGAGGGAGCGCUGCGAGGAAGAGGCAAAGCUGCGGGCGGAGGCUGAGGAGGCCCUGCAGAGGGCCAGGGAGGAGGCCGACAGAGCCGCUCUCGCCAACUGCGACGCAGAGGCCAGUGUGCUCUCGCUGUCCGAGGAGUUGGCAUUUUUGAAGAAGGUCUUCGCCGAGGAGCUCACCGAGCUUCAGGGGCAGCUGCAGGUGGCCAACAUCAGCGUAGAUGUGGAGGUGAUCCGGCCGGACCUCUCCUCAGCUCUCCGCGACAUCCGGGGCCAGUACGAGCGGCUGGCGAACAAGAACAUGCAGGCCGCCGAGGAGUGGUACAAAAGCAAGUUCGCGAGCGUGGCAGAGAUGGCGAGCAAGAACAACGAGGCAGUCCACGCCAUCCGAGAGGAGACCCUGGAGUACCGGAGGCUCCUCCAGAUGCGCUCCUCAGAGAUCGAGGCCCUCCGGAAUGUCAUCAACUCCCUCAACAAACAACUGGAAGAGCUGGAGGAGAUGCAGGGGAAGGAGGUGGCAAAGUACCAGGUGAGGAUACACGAGCUGGAGAGAGACAUUGCGGAGGCCAAGCACGAGAUGGCGCGAUACCUGCGGGAGUACCAGGACCUGCUCAACGUCAAGAUGGCCCUCGACAUCGAAAUAGCAGCAUACAGGAAACUCUUGGAGGGGGAAGAGUUCCGGCUGGCCUACCCUUCUCUGCCCGCCCUGAACUGAGCCGUAACCAGGAGCUAACCCGCAUACUUCAAAAUUCCUCCUCCUCACCCUAAAUUCAGCCUCCUCACCCUUACCAUCUUCCCUGGAGGCCCCAAAAUAUGCCUCAGCCAUUUUUACA
Molecule: messenger RNA, 1321 nt
Organism: Lampris incognitus (smalleye Pacific opah)
Lineage: Eukaryota; Metazoa; Chordata; Actinopteri; Lampriformes; Lampridae
Gene: neff2
Exons: 3
Coding region: 1-1203 (400 amino acids)
Biological process (GO): neurofilament bundle assembly
Cellular component (GO): intermediate filament; postsynaptic intermediate filament cytoskeleton; cytoplasm
Molecular function (GO): structural constituent of postsynaptic intermediate filament cytoskeleton
Source: RefSeq, a predicted model, not a curated record